This is a messenger RNA of Gryllus bimaculatus (two-spotted cricket), 189 nucleotides long. Lineage: Eukaryota; Metazoa; Arthropoda; Insecta; Orthoptera; Gryllidae. The record is from the annotation of a GenBank genome assembly.
UUAGGACCUUUCCUUACUCAAGCACAUCUACCCAAGCCUCUGUUUCACGCGGCCGACUUCUUUACCAUACAUUUUUGUGUUAAUUUACAAGUGUUACCGUUAUCUAAACAAACAGUUAAUAAAAUAUUAAUGCCUUACUCGGGUUCCAAUCCACAUCCACAGUUUGGUACAUGUGCCACGAAGAUGGCG